Lobosporangium transversale is the source of this 831-nucleotide messenger RNA. RefSeq lists its product as hypothetical. The record is from RefSeq and is a predicted model, not a curated record. Lineage: Eukaryota; Fungi; Mortierellomycota; Mortierellomycetes; Mortierellales; Mortierellaceae. Bases 130 to 720 code for a protein of 196 amino acids. The transcript has a single exon.
CAUCCAUUCAAGCAAAUAACAGCACGCUAGCUUACUUGCACCAUCCUCACUCUCUCCAACUUUUAAUCUCUCAACCUCACACCCACACACAAAUACCCUUCUCUUUUAAUAUCGUACACAUAAUCAACCAUGAAGUUCCAGACCACACUCCUUUUCUCUAUUGCAGCUUCCAUUGCCACAGUUCAGGCACUCCCAAUCCAACAUGAGGCACAGUUUGCAGGAGGUACCCGCUACCGUCCUGUGAUGAAUAUCGAGCAGGAAGCGGCCCAGCCAGAAGCCCAGUUCACUGGUGGCAGCCGCUACCGUCCCGUGAUGAAUGUUGAGCCUGAGGCCCAGUUCGCUGGUGGUAGUCGCUAUCGCCCAGUCAUGAACAUUGAGCAGGACGCUUCCGAACCCGAGGCACAAUUUGCAGGCGGUAGUCGUUAUCGUCCUGUGAUGAACAUCGAGCAGGAGGCCCAGUUCGCUGGUGGUAGCCGUUACCGCCCCGUUAUGAACAUUGAGCAAGAAGCUGCUGAGUCAGAGGCCCAGUUCGCUGGUGGCAGCCGUUAUCGUCCAGUCAUGAACAUCGAACAAGACGCUUCUGAGGCCGAGGCACAAUUCGCAGGCGGCAGUCGCUACCGCCCAGUGAUGAACGUUGAGCAAGAAGCUGCUGAGCCAGAGGCGCAGUUCGCUGGUGGCAGCCGUUAUCGUCCAGUCAUGAAUAUUGAGGAGGAUGCAUAAGUGAGACUCUAGUUUCGAUAAUAUUUGUACAAUCUUUGCUUUGCGCUAAAAAGGAUCCAUGAGAUCUUAUGAGAAGCCGGUCCUUCUUAAAUUUGCUACCUUAUACCCUCA